This is a messenger RNA of Arachis ipaensis, 882 nucleotides long. RefSeq lists its product as uncharacterized. The record is from RefSeq and is a predicted model, not a curated record. NCBI's taxonomy places the organism in Eukaryota, Viridiplantae, Streptophyta, Magnoliopsida, Fabales, Fabaceae.
AUGACUUUGUCAGAUCUGAAGAACAGCAUCUUGGAGAAGCUUGGCGUGUUGGGUAGCAAGUGGGUGAAGAAACUAUUCUACAAGAUUCCCAUGGCGGUUGUAUCGACCGGUGUUCAGUAUGAAACCUUUGCGGUUAAGGCUGAUGAAGAUAUUAGGGUUCUGUUCUACUGUGUACGGAGUUUUCCGGAGAUCAGAAUCUAUGAGUUGUUCGCGAAGUUGGAGGUUGGUGUCGAUAGUUCUGGGGCAUCCGCGCCAGUUCCCUGCCUAGCUGCCGCGGGUGGUGUAUCUAGUUCGAUGCCUGCGGUCAGACCGUAUCUUCCGCCGGUUCAAUCACCUUCGUUUGCGGCUGAUUUAGACCGAACGGAGGUUGUUGGUUCUAUACCUUUGGAGAAUGCAGCAGUCAUUGAGCCUCCGCACAUUGUGGGCACCGGUGGUGGCCUCGUACCUUAUAUCGAAGACUUUGGUGGACCUGAUCAAGUAGAGAAUGCAAUGCGUGACGAUGAGUCUGACCAGGAGCCUGUUGAUAUCGAUGGUGACAGCGACGAUGACACACGUGGCAAUCCACAUGCGCAGCAUAGGCCAUCAAGUUCUGGUUCUCAUCACUACCCUACACACUUCUCGACACUAAACUUGGAAGCUCUUGGUCAACAGGAAGACAGUGGUAACAGAGUGGGGGGAUCUUCUGCAGAAUUUCAGAUUGGGCAAUCAUUCCAGAGUAAAGAUGAAGCUGUGCUGAGUGUAAAGGAAUAUAGCAUCCGGCGAGGUGUUGAGUACAGAGUCAUUGAAUCGGAUCAUUUGAAGUAUCAUGGAAAAUGCAAGGAAUUCGGCAAGGGUUGUAGUUGGUUGAUUCGUGUAGCGCUUCGUACACGAAAGGGGACUUGA